AUGUUCCGAGUGCCCCCCACCCUCCGCCUGGCCCCCCUCUUGCUCAGGAAACCAUUCUCGGCCACCUCUCACGCCCCUUCCUUCGCAACACAGCUGAGAUCGCAAUUAUACCCCAAAUCUACAUACACGUAUUCUUUGCGCAGCCAGGUGCUCGCGCGCGGUGUCGCGAACAGCGUGUCUGGGCGUCCGGGCUCGCAGACGGCCAGGCAGGCGGCGCUGAACAUCAAGGAAGAGGUUGGCAACUCCACGACUGACCUUGCGAAGGCCAUCGCCGGCGGGAACGUCUUCCAGGACGCAGUCCUGCCCACGAGCCAGACAUUCCUCGGGAUCACUAACGCGGUAGCGUCUGCCGUGCCCCAGCCGUACAUCAUCUUUGGGCUUGCUGGUGGCCUCCCAUACGUCGGCGCGGCGGGCGCGACCAUCUACCUCGCCCGUCAAGCCGGGAUUGCCACCACAGGCUUCGCCUCCAAUAUCGACCCCGGCGUGGCGAUCACGGUGCUCGACCAUGCAUUGAACAUCCAGAUGACGUAUGGCGCCGUUCUACUCUCGUUCCUCGGUGCGCUCCAUUGGGGAUUUGAAUUCGCUGGCUAUGGCGGGCACAAAGGGUACACCCGUCUGCUGCUCGGCGCGGCACCCGUUGUCUUUGGCUGGUCGACGCUCGCGCUGCAGCCUAUUGAGGCACUCAUCACGCAAUGGGUCGGGUUCACCAUGAUGUGGUGGGCAGACUUGCGUGCCACUGGCGCCGGAUGGACACCCGCAUGGUACUCGCAGUAUCGCUUCUACUUGUCCAUUCUAGUCGGAACCUGCAUCAUUGGCUCGCUUGCAGCGACCAGUUACUGGGGCCCAAUAGGCGGGCAUGGAUUGAUAAGCCAUGACUUGAACAUGAUUCGUGCUGAGCGCAAGCAAAAACAACCUGAAAGCGCGGGCCUUGUUUCUGGCGACAUCGAAGCAUUGCUCGCGCCGGAAGACAGCGAUGCAUAUGUCAUCAUCAGGAAGAAGAGCAGUGCGCACGAGAGCCAGCAAUCCGAGUGA
Molecule: messenger RNA, 1032 nt
Organism: Fibroporia radiculosa
Lineage: Eukaryota; Fungi; Basidiomycota; Agaricomycetes; Polyporales; Fibroporiaceae
Exons: 6
Coding region: 1-1032 (343 amino acids)
Source: RefSeq, a predicted model, not a curated record